UAUAUUGAAAUAAAAUAGUACUUAAGCUAUGAAAAUGAAAUGUUUUAAAGAUAUUGUAUGAAGUUAUAAUACACCUCACAUCUGAGAUCGUAACGUGUGAUUUACCCUAAUUAAACGGUCCAAAGCACCACCCUUAUCCCUCAAAACCAAAUCAAAAGCGUUGCGUUUCUUGCCCUAAUUCAAGUUCCCUCGCCGAUACCCGAACAGAAGAAGAGUGAGUGCUUUGGAGAUUGUGGUGUUGAUACUUUUUUUGGAACUUCUGGCAGUUGGCAUUUGUGGAGUAGGCAAUUGCUUGUAUUCGGAUUUGAACAUUGUGAAUUAGAACAUGUCGAGUAAGAAAGAAGAGAAAGCUCAAGCUGCAGCGGAGAGGAUCAAGGCUGCAGCCUUGAGUGCUGCAAAAGGUCUUAGUCGAGCUCAGGCUGAAAGGGCGGCUGCUGCAGCUGCUCGGAAUGUUAAUGCUUAUGGGCAGAAGGAAGAAGGACCCAGCAGAUGGCAGGAGAAAAGGGAAGCCAAGAGACAGAUGUAUUUGAUGAGUACUGAAAAGGCUGUGAGAUUGGGUGAACGGAAAGACCUCAAGUCAAAUGUAUCUACUGUUGGUGGUGCAGCUUCACAAUGCCAGAAGUGUUACCAACCCGGGCAUUGGACAUAUGAAUGCAAGAAUGAACGUGUUUACAUCUCACGACCGUCUAGGACCCAGCAACUCAAAAAUCCUAAACUGAAUAUGAAGGUUGAAAUAUGGAAUGAUUUGGACGGUCCAGAAAUCAAGGAAGAGAAGAGUGAAAAGCAGUCAAAGAUAAGCAAGAGGAAGCAUCGGUCAGCUUCUGAUUCUGGCAGCGAUAGCGAGGCUUCAGUUUUCGAGACUGAUAGUGGGGCAUCAUCAGUUACUGGAUCUGACUCUUCUUCAGAGGAGAGUAGUUCAGAUUACAGUUCAUCUUCUGACUCAGAGGAGGACAGGAGGCACCAAAGGAAGAAGAAGAAGCAAAAGAUGGCAAGGCGUAGAAGAAGGUACAGCUCAUCAUCUGAAUCUUCUGAUUCUGAGUCAGUUUCCGAAUCUGAUUCUGAUGAUAGGAGGAGCCGGAAGAAGAGCAAGAGGCACAGCAGAAAGCACUAAAUGAGGUGAUCGAGCAGCAUAGUGAAGAGCAGUUGUGUAUUUGGUUCAACAUGUGUCGUGUUUCGAUUUAGUUCAGUUGUGAUUUUGAGGCGUCCUAGACAAAGGAUUUUCCGUGUGGCGAAUUUAGACCAAAAUAAUCUUUGUAGAUGUCUCCUUGCGAUUUCUUUCUUUUCGCUCCUGCAGUAUUUGAACUUGUACCGUACUUGCCGUGGCUGUUUUUAUAGAUCAAGAUUUUCUUUGGUA
Messenger RNA from Pyrus x bretschneideri (Chinese white pear), 1354 nucleotides. Its product is annotated as zinc finger CCHC domain-containing protein 10-like. Bases 326 to 1111 code for a protein of 261 amino acids. The record is from RefSeq and is a predicted model, not a curated record. Lineage: Eukaryota; Viridiplantae; Streptophyta; Magnoliopsida; Rosales; Rosaceae. The transcript has 2 exons. Gene Ontology annotation, molecular function: nucleic acid binding; zinc ion binding.